Molecule: messenger RNA, 1261 nt
Organism: Fragaria vesca subsp. vesca
Lineage: Eukaryota; Viridiplantae; Streptophyta; Magnoliopsida; Rosales; Rosaceae
Product: basic leucine zipper 9-like
Exons: 6
Coding region: 62-1069 (335 amino acids)
Biological process (GO): regulation of DNA-templated transcription
Molecular function (GO): DNA-binding transcription factor activity
Source: RefSeq, a predicted model, not a curated record
CUCUCUUUCUUUACUCUUUAGUUUAGUCUCCGUUCUCUCUCGCCGGAGCAAGGUAGUCGAAAUGGAGCGGAACUCUGCCGCGGUUCACUCCCACACCAUGUUCGGGUCUUCAUGUGGCGGUGAUCACUUGAAGCGAAGCCCGUCGCAGUUGGACUUCGAGGAGUGUCUCCAGAAGAUCGCCCGAGGUGUCACCGCCGAGAGCCACGACCGGAGUUUUGCCGAAACGGGAGAUUUUUUUGCCGAAACGGGAGAUUUUUUCUCCGGUGAUCUCACUUUCGCUUUCAAGAACCGGGACAUAAUGGAUGGUUUUUCAAGCAGUAAUGGACUGAUGGAAACCCUGUUAAGCCCUCAGAAUCUCACCCCCAAGAAUUCCAGCAUCUCAGCAACCAUGGAUUCCCAGUCAUCCAUAUGUGUUGGAACUCCCACAUCGGCUGCUAACCCAGUUGGCCAAGAUAACCAAGCAAGAGGAGCCACCAGCGGUUCAUCUGGAGAUCAGUCAGAUGAGGAUGAUUUUGAUAUAGAAGCCGGUCCAUGUGGAGACAGUACAGACCCUCUUGAUAUUAAACGUAUCAGAAGGAUGGUCUCGAACAGGGAGUCUGCUAGGCGAUCUAGAAGAAGAAAGCAACAACAUCUGCAAGAACUCGAGGGGCAGGUUGAUAUACUGAGGGUAGAAAAUUCAACCUUAUACAGGCAACUUACAGAUGCUUCUCAACAGUACCGUGAUGCUGAUACAAACAAUAGAGUGCUGAAAUCAGAUGUGGAAGCUUUAAGAGCUAAGGUGAAGCUAGCUGAAGAUAUGGUUGCUCGCGGUUCUUUAACCUCUAGCUUCAACCAACUUCUUCAAGGUCAUUUGAGCAUACCACAACCGCUUAAUCCUCAUACUUUGCGCGGUGUAGCACAUGUGUCGCCAACCAUUACCAUUCAUGGAGACGAUACCUCAUAUGCUGGAAUUGCAGUAUCUGGUCAGAACUCGGGUAUGGGACUCGGAAAUGCUGCUGGUAUGACUAAUAGUAAUAUGGGUACCAGGAUCAUGAGUGAUGCAGUAAGCUGUGUGUCUGAUAUGUGGUAAUAAACGGUAAUAAACUACUAAAAAAAAUUGUGAUGCCUCAUGUGUGAUAUGUUAAUUAGAUCCAGUGUCUUGUAUGCGUUAUUAGGUUUAUUUCUGUAGAGUAAUUUCAGAAGUGCAUGUAUUUGAAAUGUCCUGUAAAAUGUAAUAGAAAUUGAUUGAAGAAAUUAAAGGUUACUCUUAUGUUGUGUUUAG